GUCUUUGUGAGAUGCGCUGGCUUGGGCCUAGCUCGGGUACGUUCCACUGCAUCACAAGGAACCUUGAGGGUCCCACAGGUACCCGAUACCUCUCGCCGGGCCGGGACAAGUCUCGAGGCUACCGUCUUCUCUCGGGCUUAUCAACAGCUCAGCACGCUUAGACAAACACCUAGGCGCUCUAGAGGCAACAUUCGCUAGGAAAAUCCCGUCUGCGACAGGUGGUGAUGGACAUGAACCAAGUGACUAAUUACUUGUUGCUUUGCCAUCACCGACUCCGACUGUGCUCCUUGCGAUCAAACUCCGGAGAACAGGUGGGUGGAUCUCUUGGAUUACAAACGGCGGACCCGACCACGCAAGCACCGCCCUGCCUUCCAUAAUCCAUUGGGUGGGACCGGCCUCGCCUCCCCUGCCGUCAUCGACGGCCAAGUCACUUGUACCUCGCUGCUCACUCGCUGCCCGCUGCCCACUGCCCGCCCGCCUGCCUCACCAUUCACCACGGUCCGUCCUUGGUCCUUGGUCCUCGGCCUGGUCAAGUCGAACGGUUUCCAACUAUUUCCAAUUGCGCUUGUCUGCUAGUUUAGCCACCAUUCCCCUGCCCUGGUUCGCGAACUUUCACCACGUGAGAUCUGUGUGUUGUUCAACAAGUCUGACAGGCCAUCUCUCUCUCUUGUUAUAAACCAGCCACCCCCUUCCCUCUUUCCGCCUCCGAGCCGUUUUCCUCUCCUCGAUUCUUCUUUUUUCAUUAUUCGACACUGGCAUCAUUCACACUCGACCAAUAAUCAACACCGCCCAACAUGCCCAAGAAGGUCAGAUGCUCGCUCACCGACUGCAAGGCUGUCGCCCAACGCAUUUCCGGCGACUGCGCUUUCUGCGGCGGACACUAUUGCAGCAACCACCGUCUGCUAGAAGACCACAAGUGCCAGGGCCUGGAGGACUGCAAAAAGGAAGCCUUCGAGCAAAACGCGAUGCAGCUCAACAAAGAAAGAACCCAAGUCAUCAGGGGUGUAUAAACGCUCUCGCUGUUCUUCCCGACGACACCGACGAUCGGCCAUCCCUGUUCGUCCAAUGCCGCCGAUGAUGCAGUCGUGACUCGGCUCGCUUCUUUUCGCCUCCUUUACGACCUUGUUAUCUAUCGAGCAAGCAUGCGCCCAUCGUCCAUCACACAUAGCGAAGCCGUCCGGUCCUUUUUUCCGGUAGUAGGGAAAAAGUGAUCCAUAUUAGCUUGGUCUGUUUUUUUUUGGUUUUUUUUUGCGAUGAUGAUACCUAGGUUCAUCUUUGCGAAUACCCAAGACUCGACGUGGCUUGCACCAAGCAUAUCGUCCCAACGCCACACACAGUAUAUAUCUUACAACCUCUGAUUCACAUCGCCCCCAUUUCAGAUGGGGGCAAGAGGGCGGCUCUUCGGCAAAAACGAAACCACUCCUCGAGCAUAAUUUUUUUUCUGACUUUUCCGGAAUUUGGCAAGGCGUCACGGCGCAAGACAGGAGGGGGAUAAAUGGGUUUGUUUGGCAGCCGCGCCGAGAGGUGGCGUGCAGCUGAGAAUCAUGGCUAUGGAUGGAUGGACAUUUACAAUUACACCUUUUUUUGUUGGCUCGUUUGGAAGACGAGGUGAUCAAACAAACAAAUAAAAUAAAAAUUCACAAACAAAACAAACUAGAUGCU
Molecule: messenger RNA, 1662 nt
Organism: Podospora pseudocomata
Lineage: Eukaryota; Fungi; Ascomycota; Sordariomycetes; Sordariales; Podosporaceae
Exons: 2
Coding region: 795-1010 (71 amino acids)
Molecular function (GO): zinc ion binding
Source: RefSeq, a predicted model, not a curated record